AUGGUGACUUUUGUCAUCGUGCUGCUGGCCUUGUUUCCUCACAUGGCUUGUGAGGCUCAUGUUGUUCAAUGCAACUUCUACUAUCCACAGCCUCCACUUCAUAUGUAUCAUCAGUCAGGAGACUUCAUCAUUGGUGGCAUUGCUUAUCAUGCUGGUAUCGUCGCCAGUGAAAUAUCCUUCAUGGAAGAACCCCUGCCAACACUGACAGAAUUGAUUGUCGUAGUGCCCAAGCAUUACCAGCACAUUGUGGCCUUGGCCUUCGCAGUAAAGGAGAUCAAUGAAAACCCUCACAUCCUCCCCAAUUUCACUUUGGGCUUCCAUAUCUAUGACAGCUAUAGCAAUGCAAGGAGGACCUAUCAUGCCACAUUACUUCUUCUAUCAGCAGUGGAGAGAUUUAUUCCCAACUACCUUUGUGACAAUGCGAAAAAUCUAGUAGCAAUCAUUGGGGGACUGGAUUCCCAUAUUUCCAUUAAUAUGGCAACUCUCCUGAAUAACUAUAAGGUUCCACAGCUCAUAUAUGGUUCUGUUCCGUUGAUGGAUGAUGAGAACCUAGGACAUUCAUUCUACCAGAUGGUCCCUCAUGAGGCCCUUCAGUAUACAGGAAUUCUUUCUUUGCUUCUGCAUUUUAGGUGGACAUGGGUUGGGGUCCUCACAAUGAAUGAUGAAAAUGGUGACAGAUUUUUGCAAACUGUGUUGCCACAGUUUUCCAAGAAAGGAGUCUGCUCUGCCUUCAUAAAAAAAGUCCCCACGUUAAAUUCUGUCUCUGAAGUUAAUGAAAUACUAGAAAACGGGGCAAAAAUAUAUAAUGAAAUAAUGAACAGCAAAGCCAAUGUUGUUAUGUUUUAUGGAAAAUCUAAUUCCAUGGUGUUUUUAAGGUGGUUUCCAUAUUAUUCAGAAAAUCCACCAAGUCUACUAAAAGGUAUAGUGUGGAUAACAACAGCCCAAAUGGAGCUCACUUCACUGGUUUAUCAAAGGACUUGGGAUGUAGAAAUAUUCCAUGGUGUCCUGUCUUUCACAAUCCAUUCCAACGAUCUACCACAAUUCAAAACACUUGUUGAAGGACGAAAUCCUUCCAGCUCAAAAGGAGAUGGUUUUAUCAGGGACUUCUGGCAAGAGGCGUUUGGCUGUGUAUUCCCAAAUUCAGAUGCAGAAGAUAUUAUGGGGGACACUUGCACUGGGGAGGAGAAGUUGGAGAGUCUUCCAGCACCAUUUUUUGAACUGAGCAUGUCAGGCCACAGCUACAGCAUCUACAAUGCAGUGUAUGCUGCUGCUCAUGCUUUACAUAGCAUGUCGUCAUCUACACUCAACCACAGAACAGUAAAAGGCAGAGGACGACUGGAGUGGCAAAAUCAACAGUUGUGGAAGCUUCAUCACUUUCUUAGAAGUGUCUCAUUUAACAACAGUGGUGGGGACAAGGUUUCCUUUAACCAACGUGGGGAGUUGGUGGCUGGAUUUGAUGUAAUCAAUUGGAUUGUUUCCUCAAACAAAUCAUUUCAUAGAGUGAAAGUUGGGAAGGUGGAUCCCAACCAAGUGCUCACCAUCAAUGGAGAUGCCAUAAUAUGGCACAAGUGGUUCAACCAGUUGCAGCCUCUUUCCCUAUGUGCUGAAAGGUGCCGUUCUGGUUCUAGGAAGAAAGUGAAGGAGGGGGAACCAUUUUGCUGCUACGAUUGCAUUCCAUGCCCUGAAGGGAAGAUUUCCACUCAGGAGGACAUGAAUGAGUGUAAUAAAUGCUCAGAAGAAGAAUAUCCAAACAAGAACCAGGAUCUGUGUAUUCCCAAGGAUAUAAGCUUCUUGUCUUAUGAAGAGCCUUUGGGCAUCAGUUUAGCCUUCUUUUCUCUUUCCUUUGCUUUCAUCACAGCUCUGGUACUGGGAAUAUUUAUGAAGCACCACAACACUCCCAUUGUCAAAGCCAACAACCGGGACCUCACUUACACUCUCCUGAUCUCCCUCCUGCUAUGCUUCCUUUCUGCAUUGCUAUUUAUUGGGCAACGUAAUAAGAUGACAUGUUUCCUCCGACAAACUGCUUUUGGCAUCAUCUUCUCAGUAGCUGUUUCGUGUGUGCUAGCAAAAACAAUCACAGUGGUUUUGGCUUUCAUGGCCACCAAACCAGGAUCCAGUAUGAGGAAGUGGGUGGGGAAGAGACUGACUAAUUCUGUUGUGGUUUCCUGCUCCCUUAUUCAAGCAGGUGUCUGUACUGUGUGGCUGGGAUCUUCACCUCCAUUUCCAGAUGUUGACACACAUUCAGUGAACAAAGAAGUUGUACUGGAAUGUAAUGAGGGAUCGGUGAUUAUGUUCUACUGUGUCCUGGGCUACAUGGGCUUUCUGGCCUUUGUCAGUUUCACUGUGGCUUUCCUUGCCAGGAAGUUACCUGAUAGUUUCAAUGAAGCCAAGUUCAUCACUUUCAGCAUGCUGGUCUUUUGCAGUGUCUGGCUAUGCUUUAUUCCAUCCUACCUGAGCACUAAAGGAAAAUACAUGGUUGCUGUGGAGAUCUUUUCUAUCUUAGCCUCCAGUGCUGGGCUGCUGGGCUGCAUCUUUGCCCCUAAAUGCUACAUUAUUGCAUUGCGGCCUGAGCUGAAUAACAGGGAACAUCUACUCAGAAAUAAGGCCUGA
This is a messenger RNA of Rhineura floridana, 2610 nucleotides long. RefSeq names its product vomeronasal type-2 receptor 26-like. The record is from RefSeq and is a predicted model, not a curated record. Gene Ontology annotation, cellular component: membrane. Lineage: Eukaryota; Metazoa; Chordata; Lepidosauria; Squamata; Rhineuridae. Bases 1 to 2610 code for a protein of 869 amino acids. The transcript has 6 exons. Gene Ontology annotation, molecular function: G protein-coupled receptor activity. Gene Ontology annotation, biological process: G protein-coupled receptor signaling pathway.